AUGGCAUACUUGAGGAGCUCAGUGGACGUCUCGGGCGUGUUCAGCGUCUCGCCGAGUGGAGGCACGUCUGCAACAGUGACAAACCAAGUGCUUGGCGGUGGUCCCCGGCAAGCGUUGACCGUGCCCUUUGUUCCGCCGUUGUCGUCGUCGGACGAAGGUGCGGAAUUGGCAACGCAAAAUGGGGUGGCGGCAGGUGUGCCAGCUGUGUGGGAGGGCGAGCUGGUGUUCCCAGCGGAUCUGGCGGUGGUGUUUGGCGGCGAGUCGUUGGCGGCGAGGAUGUUGGCCGCGCCAGCGCACUUGCGAAAGGAGAGUGAUCGGACGCUGAUGGAUAGGGUGGCGCCGCGGCUCAAGUUUGUGUUUGUGGCGGCCGAUGAGGUGUGGAACACGACGCCGAAUGCGAGCCAUACGGAGUUUUCGAGUGUGUUUGAGCUCGUGAGCCUCUGCUCAUCGGAUGGGCAUGGGCCCGAGACGGUGUUUGGUCAACUGUUGGCAUUUGUGGCGGGGAAUCCCGAGUACCGGCUAGUCAUCUUCCAUCGGCGGCUGUACCUCUUUGCCGCCGAGGACCGCCUCUUUGCAGGCAGCGUGAUGUGCGAGACGUCGGUGAAGUUGGUCUCGCCGUCUGAGGUCGCGCAUAGUACGCAGGCACACACGCCAUCGACGCCGUCCGAGCUUCCACACCCGCUACUGGAUUGCUCGACGAGCCUCUUUCCCAGUGGAUGGGAUUUUGAUCCCAUCCACAAGCUCCAGCCUGAGGCCGCAGCGCCUGCAGUGACCCCCGCAAGCCCGUCGCGGAAGCGACGGCGCGCGCCGUCGGCGUCGGACGCGUUGCCCCGUCGCAAGCGGUUCAAAAAGGCGCAGCUGAAACUUCUCCGCAAUGCGCGCUCGAUGCUUCCUUCAAAGACCCGAUAUCCCGGAAAGCCAGACUUGGACGACCUCGUGAGUCGCGUCGCAUCUGUCGGCGAUGAGUGCGAUAGGAACGACUUGACCAGGCUGAAGUUGCGAGUGCGGAAAUGGUUCUCGAACCAGCUGUAUCGCAAGUCGUCGCGUUCGACACAAUCGUAA
Thecamonas trahens ATCC 50062 is the source of this 1062-nucleotide messenger RNA. RefSeq lists its product as uncharacterized. The transcript is spliced from 4 exons. NCBI's taxonomy places the organism in Eukaryota, Apusomonadida, Apusomonadidae. The coding region runs from base 1 to 1062 and encodes 353 amino acids. The record is from RefSeq and is a predicted model, not a curated record.